AGAUAGUGAGGUCUUCUUUUAUCAAUUCACGCGAUAGACGAGCCAUCCAGCGUACAGUGAUUAACUGCAUCUUAGCGGUAAUGAGAAUCGUCUUUCUGCAGCUCUAAUGUGUUUGCGUAAUUGAAGAGAAAAUGUCUGUUAUUGGAGUUCGCGAAUUUUUCGGUAAUCGGGCAUCGGCGGAAAAAAUUGCAGUCGUUGGAGGAGGAAUUGUAGGGGUGACAGCUGCAGUCGCUGUCAAGGAGAGUUUUCCGCGGUGUGAGGUGACAAUUUUUAGUGAAAACUUCACUCCUGAUACUACUGGAGAUGGGAGCGCCGGCCUCUGGGGUCCCUUCCUCUGUGGAAUCGAGUCGCAGGAUAAUAUUGUUCGAUGGGGUGGUGGCACUCACCGUUGGCUCGAGAGCCUUUGGAAGUUGGGAUUGACACCUGAGACUGGAGUCCAACUGUUACCAGUCACUCGUGUAUCAAGCAUCCCCGGUUUCUAUCAAACAGUGGAAUGGUUCCACUUGGUGUACGGCUAUCGUCGCCUAGGUGAUGUGGAAAUAGCCCGAUUGAAUGAAGAGCACGGCGCUAACUACUGCGAGGGGCUCGAGUUCCUGACGUACACGAGCGAGCCAAAGAAACUUUUGCCCUGGCUAAUGAAUAAAUUUCACUCAUUGGGUGGAACAAUGAAAACCAGAAAGAUCAAUAAACUGGGCAAAUUAGCUGAGGAGGGAUAUGGAAUUGUGAUAAACUGCAGUGGCCUUGGAGCGCGGGAGCUUGUGGGGGACUCAAUGGUUAAACCCAUUAGAGGUCAAGUUACUCGGGUCAAUGCACCCUGGUCCUACCGGGUUAUUCUUUGCGAUGACGAUGAUGGAAAUUAUAUUAUCCCGAACGUUGACAGUGUCAUUCUCGGUGGGACGCACCAAGAAGACGACUACGACACAACCGUUCGUCCGCUUGAGUCCAAGUUUAUUCGCCAGGGAUGCGCUAAAAUAGUUCCAGCCCAUGAAACCAGCGAAACUAUCAAAGAAUGGGUGGGAUUGCGCCCCGGGCGAACAACAAUUCGACUAGAGCCUGAAACCUUACACACGGCGAAUGGAGAGGCCUUCACUGUAAUACAUAAUUAUGGACACGGGGGAAGUGGAGUGACAUUCGCUUGGGGGUGUGCCCAAGACGUAGCAGAAAUCCUGAAAGGAAUCCUGGACAAAGGGCCUACAUAUCGCUCCCGCCUGUAGUCACGUGUAGUUGCAAU
This is a messenger RNA of Diachasmimorpha longicaudata, 1231 nucleotides long. RefSeq names its product D-amino-acid oxidase (gene Daao2). The transcript is spliced from 7 exons. Gene Ontology annotation, biological process: D-amino acid catabolic process. Gene Ontology annotation, cellular component: cytoplasm. Gene Ontology annotation, molecular function: D-amino-acid oxidase activity; FAD binding. The record is from RefSeq and is a predicted model, not a curated record. The coding region runs from base 132 to 1214 and encodes 360 amino acids. NCBI's taxonomy places the organism in Eukaryota, Metazoa, Arthropoda, Insecta, Hymenoptera, Braconidae.